This is a messenger RNA of Colletotrichum karsti, 783 nucleotides long. RefSeq names its product phospholipase carboxylesterase superfamily. NCBI's taxonomy places the organism in Eukaryota, Fungi, Ascomycota, Sordariomycetes, Glomerellales, Glomerellaceae. The transcript has a single exon. The coding region runs from base 1 to 783 and encodes 260 amino acids. The record is from RefSeq and is a predicted model, not a curated record. Gene Ontology annotation, molecular function: carboxylic ester hydrolase activity; palmitoyl-(protein) hydrolase activity. Gene Ontology annotation, cellular component: cytoplasm. Gene Ontology annotation, biological process: protein depalmitoylation.
AUGCCGCCCCGGAUCCCGACCCCAGAAGACUUCACCCCGAUCCAACAAGCCCUCCCCCUGACCCUCGCCUUCCCAGACCCGCCGGAAUCCACAACCGCCAUCCUCAUCCUCUUCCACGGCCUGGGCGACUCCGAGGCCCCCUUCGCCUCCUUCGCCCGCGCCAUGUCCCUCCCGGGCGUCCUCGCAAUCUCCGUCCGCGGACCCUCCCCGCUGCCCCCGUCCAUGCUCCCGGACGACGCAUCCUCGACGACGACGGGACACUUCCACUGGGGCGACGACCUCACCAUGGACUCCGAGACGGACGACCUCUCCCCGGACCCGGGCUUCAGCAGGGCCGCGAACCUCGUCACCGAGAGGCUGAUCAGGGAAACGCUCCUGGACAGGUGCGGCUGGGAGCUGAGCGACAUCAUCCUCUUCGGUUUCGGGCAGGGCGGGUCUCUGGCGCUGGGCCUGGCAUCGCAGCUUCGGCUGGGACCCAAGGUGGUAGAUGUCACCGACGGCGGGAAGGGUCAGAAGGCGGAUGAGGGGACGUUGAAGGGUGUCUUGUCUAUCGGCGGGCCGCUACCUCAUUCCAUGGUUCCAACGGUCAGCACGCGCGGAAAGUCAAAGACGAAAGCGUGUCUUGUUCAGCUCGACGAUGACGCGUUUGAUGCUGUCAAGGAGGAGUUUCUCGACGUCAGGAUGGUGAGGUGGAAGAGGAAGGACGUUGCGAUGCCCCGAGAUCGGGAGGAGAUGUUUCCUUUGAUGAAAUUCUUUGCUGAGUGCCUCAAGAGUGGUUGGUAA